AUGACCCCCAGCCUGACAUUUGGCCUGUUUCUGCUCCUCAGUCUUCACGCCUGCACAGCGGGAGGCAGAGCCCAGCGCAGACAGAGACAAGCUGAGGAGAACCUGAGACCAUAUAUUGGCAGGGUUGAUCCGGAAACGCUCUGUGAGUUGCUGAAAUGCCGGAGUCCAGUGGGAUCUUGGUGCCAAGUAGUUGAGGAAAGUGGGGUCCUGGUCCCCAAGUGUGUUUGUUCUCUGUCCUGUCCACGGCAGAGGGCACCAGUGUGCAGCGUGCUGGGAAAGACCUACGAGAAUGAGUGUUUGCUGCAUAAAGAAGCCUGCAGGAGGAGACGUCGCACCGGACUGGCUCACACAGGACCCUGUCUGGUCCCCAAGGCUAAAUGCACCGAAGAGGAAUUAGUUCUGCUCCUGAGUCGUAUGGGACAGUCCUACGCACCUGGAGCCCCGCCCCAGAGCUGCCUCAGCCACGCCCACAGGACACAACUGGCACAGAAGCGAUUUGUCCAACUGGACAAGAACAAGGACGGCAUGUUGAGCCACAGGGACCUGAGGAAGCUGCGUUACAAGAGGAUGCCGCUGGAGCACUGUGCCAAACCUUUCUUUCAGUCACGUGACCACGGCAACAACAGGAAGGUGACCCUGCGAGAGUGGACGAGCUGCCUGGUGGAUCGCUCCGAGGCCUGGUUCCACCAUUUCAUGUCAGUGAGAAUGGGUUCCCGCAGGUUGUCAAAUGAAAGGGAACAACUUCUGACACGAGGAAUCGACCAUCAGCCCCGAGUCUCUGUCGUACAGUAAAGAACUCACUGGAGAUGACGAGCUUCAGGACGGCGUCGCUACACACCCGACUCUCAUCCGUAACGUGAUGAUUUAUCAUGUCAUCGGACCUCACAGUCUGCUGCUUGUCUGUGCAUUCAUGUGUGUGU
Molecule: messenger RNA, 920 nt
Organism: Scophthalmus maximus (turbot)
Lineage: Eukaryota; Metazoa; Chordata; Actinopteri; Pleuronectiformes; Scophthalmidae
Gene: sparcl2
Product: SPARC-like 2
Biological process (GO): anatomical structure development
Molecular function (GO): collagen binding; extracellular matrix binding; protein binding
Source: RefSeq, a predicted model, not a curated record